Gryllus bimaculatus (two-spotted cricket) is the source of this 264-nucleotide messenger RNA. The record is from the annotation of a GenBank genome assembly. NCBI's taxonomy places the organism in Eukaryota, Metazoa, Arthropoda, Insecta, Orthoptera, Gryllidae.
UGGCAACGCGGAUGCCGACUGCCCUGCGCAACACUAACAUUGAAUAAAGUCCUGCGCCGCGCGCGCGGCCGAUUGGAGACGCUGCGAACCGCCGGGGGCCCCAACGGUCCCAACGGAGUUGAUGGCUCCAACGGUCCCAAAGGUUCCAACCGACGUAAUGGUUUUAACGGAUAUGAUGGAUCCAACGACCCACAUGGACAAAACGACCCAAAGGGUCCCGCUGGUCCAAGUGGCCCCAACGGCCCCAAUGGCCCCAAUGGCCCC